AUGCAAGAUAUUUGUGCGGGCCUCAGACGCUUUGUGUUGAUGCAGUUUUUUCUUUUUCUAUCCAUGGGCAUCACGCUCUUCACCGGCAAGGACGGCCAGUCUUUAGAGGAGGCGCUCGACACGGCCUUCAGCUUCGACUCUGAGGUCCUGUGCGAGCGGUACAUCCCUCUCGGCCGCGAGGUGAGGUGUGCCGUCUUGGAGGGGGAGGACGGAUCCUUGGAGCUGCUUCCGUGCCUGGAGUACUUCCUGUCGGAGGAGAGUCCGAUUCGAGCGUCCAAUGACAAGCUGGUCACUGACAGCCGCGGCGUGCCUGUCACGGUCACCACUGGCGGGCGCAAAUGCCCUGCGGACAUCGACGACGUGCUGAGGGAGAAGCUCAGGCACCUGGCUGUGAGCAGCCACAAGGCGCUCGGCUGCAGAGACUACAGCCUCUACGAUGUGCGCAUCGACCCACAAGGCGAGCCUUACUUUCUGGAGGCGUGCCUCUACUGCUCUUUCGCCCCGAAGAGCGUCAUCGUGGGCAUGUGCGCCGGCAAGGAGCAGCAGCAGCAGGAGGUCUUCGAGACGCUCGUGAACCGUGCCAUCGCGAGGGGCAAGCGCGCAGCGAGCGGCACACAGCUCCUCGGCAUGAAGGCGUCUCGCUGA
Molecule: messenger RNA, 645 nt
Organism: Prorocentrum cordatum
Lineage: Eukaryota; Dinophyceae; Prorocentrales; Prorocentraceae
Source: the annotation of a GenBank genome assembly